This is a messenger RNA of Glarea lozoyensis ATCC 20868, 1809 nucleotides long. RefSeq names its product alpha/beta-Hydrolase. Bases 1 to 1809 code for a protein of 602 amino acids. The record is from RefSeq and is a predicted model, not a curated record. The transcript has 3 exons. Lineage: Eukaryota; Fungi; Ascomycota; Leotiomycetes; Helotiales; Helotiaceae.
AUGUCUACUCAAGAAACUGAACAUACACUGAUGACUAUCAGCGCCGAAUAUGUUGCCCUGGUAGGGUCUUUUCUUUUUGUUGGAUUGGAGGCUUUCAUCAGGAUACUGACCCUUGCUUUACAUAUCUCCACCGCUGUUCGUAAUGCAUCUGACUUUGUAGAAAUAUGUGCCCUCUAUGGCUACUAUGCAGAGGAGCAUGUAGUUCGAACAGGAGAUGGUUAUCUUCUUGGACUACAUCGACUCGCCUGGCGCAAAGGCGAGGAGUCUCAGAGAGUCAACAACGGACCCGACAGCGUUAAGAAAAGCGUCGUGUAUCUGCAUCAUGGUUUACUCAUGAACAGUGAGGUUUGGGUUUGCCUUACUGAUGAGGAGAGAUGUCUACCUUUCAAGCUUCUGGAAAAAGGCUAUGAUGUUUGGUUGGGUAACAAUCGCGGAAACAAAUAUUCUAAGAAGUCUGUGCACCACUCACCUACAGACAUUCCAUUUUGGAAUUUCUCAAUGGAUGAAUUUGCUCUCCAUGAUAUUCCGGACAGUAUCAGCUACAUUCUUGAAGCUACCGGAAUGCCUUCUUUAUCAUAUAUCGGCUUUUCUCAAGGAACAGCUCAAGCAUUUGCGACUUUAGCGGUUCAUCCGAAACUCAACGACCAAGUCAACGUCUUUAUUGCCUUGGCACCAGCCAUGUCACCUGCUGGUCUUUCAAAUGGAAUCGUAGAUGCUUUAGUGAAAGCGUCACCUCAAGUCCUCUUUCUUUUGUUUGGUCGACGAUCAAUUUUAAGCUCGGCAACGAUGUGGCAAUCGAUUUUAUAUCCGCCAAUUUUUGUGCGCGCUAUUGACAUAGGUCUGGAUUUCCUUUUUGGUUGGAAGGCUCGUAACAUUUCCAUGAGCCAGAAGCUAGCAGCUUAUCCACAUCUCUACUCAUUUACCAGUACCAAGAGUGUGGUCCACUGGUUUCAGAUUAUCCGUACCAAAUCAUUUCAAAUGUACGAUGAUGAUGUUCAGCCAGUCGUAUCUUUAGGAAGCGUAAGCAAAUACACCAAAGUCGCCAAAUUCCCGACUCGAAAUAUCAAGACACCAAUUGUUCUCGUCUACGGAGGCAGUGACUCUCUCGUCGACAUCAAAGUCAUGAAGCGAGAACUUCCAGCACAUACAAUCGCCACUGAAAUCCCUCACUACGAACAUCUGGACUUCCUAUGGGCACGAGAAGUGGAUACACUAGUAUUUCCCCACGUUUUCGACGCUCUUGAUAGCUUCGUAGACGCAGAGCAUUCUCAAGAGGAAUACAACAAUUAUCAUUCCGCACGUCACGCUUCCAUGAACGCAGGCGCUCAAAUGAAAUCCUUGACCUACAUGUCCGAGGACGAAAGUAACCAAGCCAACACCUACGCAGAAGUCGCAAGCGCUACACCUAGUAACGGCAUCAUCUCUAUGCGCUCCCCACAACAUUCAUCGUCUUCAGCAAGUGCCCGUAAGCGCGCCAGAAUGUCGACUUCAGAAUACGACUCAGGUGAGAGUUCGCCUAACUCGCCGGCUACACCCACACGUGCGAGCAGAGAUUCUGAGCAUGGGAAUUGGAAUGGCAAUGGCAAUUUAACGCGUAAAAUGAGGCAAGCGAGAAGUGGGAGUAUUGGCUCGCAAAUCAGUUUUCAGGAAAAGAAUGGGAGAGGGAUUAGUAUUGGGGCUAGUAAGGCUGUUAGCGGUGUUGUCAGUGGUGUCGGUUUGGGCGGUAUGACUGGUGCGAAGGGGAGUGGUGAUGAGAGUGUAGGGAAGAGUAAGAGUAAGAGUAAGAGUAAGAGUAAGAAGGAAAAGUAG